Antrostomus carolinensis (chuck-will's-widow) is the source of this 418-nucleotide messenger RNA. It is a transcript of the gene SDHC, whose product is annotated as succinate dehydrogenase complex subunit C. Gene Ontology annotation, cellular component: membrane; respiratory chain complex II (succinate dehydrogenase). The transcript has 4 exons. Gene Ontology annotation, biological process: mitochondrial electron transport, succinate to ubiquinone; tricarboxylic acid cycle. NCBI's taxonomy places the organism in Eukaryota, Metazoa, Chordata, Aves, Caprimulgiformes, Caprimulgidae. Gene Ontology annotation, molecular function: electron transfer activity. The record is from RefSeq and is a predicted model, not a curated record. The annotation marks the transcript as partial.
CCUUUUCUAUCUUCUCUUCUCUCUCUUUUGCAGAUGUGUGGGUCGGCGUUGCCUGCUGGCUCGGCUCAACCCCGGCUUUUCCCUGCGACAUAUUGUCCCCAUGGGAACAACAGCCAAAGAGGAGAUGACCCGUUUUUGGGAGAAGAACACCAAGUCCAAUCGUCCCUUAUCCCCUCACAUCACCAUUUACAAGUGGUCCCUACCCAUGGCGAUGUCCAUCACGCACCGAGGCACCGGCGUCGCGCUGAGCUUAGGAGUUUCCCUCUUCAGUCUGGCUGCUCUGCUCCUCCCAGAACAAUUUCCCCACUACCUGGCCAUGGUGAAGUCACUCAGCUUGGGACCUGCUCUCAUCUACUCUGCUAAAUUUGCUCUGGCUUUUCCCCUCUCCUACCACACCUGGAAUGGAGUCCGACACCUU